GCGAGCCUGGGCGGGAGGGCGGAGCCCGAAGCAGGGAGUGCAGCUGCGGGUGUGUGGAGACCCUAGGAGCGGUAGAGCCGGCGCUCAGAGCCGCGCGGCCAGAGCUGACGGCCGAGACAAAGGCGACGAAUGUCUCCAUCAUUGAAUGAUGUUUGACUCCUUCAGAAGUUCAAAUUAAUGUUCUGCAAAGUCCAUCUCCAUCAUUACAAGAUAAGGCCAGUUUUGAGUGAAACGGGGAAACUAAGAAGAAAUCUUCAGGGACAACUUCUACUGCUACUGAGUCUGCAGAGUCACCUGUGUGUGUCUUAUGGAAUAGUCUGCACUCAGAGAUAACUGAACCUGCUCCAGGCUCUGGAUCAAAGUGGUUCUUUUCCUCCCCACUGACUUGGAACUGGAAACAGAAAAGAAGCAAUCAUACUUUCCUUUUAAUCGACCCGAGACUCCAAGGAUAGACACCCAGUGAAAUAAAAUUAUUUUGACGGCCAUUCCUCACUUUGAGGGUAGACGCUGUGGAGCUCCCUGCCUGGAGCCUUGGAGCCUUGGUGGUGCUUGCUCAGGCCUUGGAGUGAAAGCAUGAGUGAAUUCUGGUUGUGUUUCAACUGCUGUAUUGCAGAGCAGCCUCAGCCUAAAAGGCGACGACGGAUUGACCGGAGUAUGAUUGGAGAGCCAACCAACUUUGUGCACACGGCUCAUGUAGGAUCCGGAGACCUGUUUAGUGGGAUGAACUCAGUCAGCUCCAUUCAGAACCAAAUGCAGUCCAAAGGAGGCUAUGGAGGCGGCAUGGCCGCCAGCGUGCAGAUGCAGCUCGUGGACACGAAAGCAGGAUAGCCCUGGUCCCAUCACCUGUCAGAAUUUCUGUAUUUUCUCUGUCCACAGUUCUAUAAUAUUUUUGUCUUGUGAUUGGAUUUCUUUUAUUUUAAUUAUAAAAAGAAGUGUGGCGGCAACCUGUUCACCCCUGUGAUCUCCAGCAAGACGUUCCUGCUCCGAGGAAGGCAGCGUCAGUCCAACCUGCCUUGUCGUCAGCGGCAUGCAUGCCUGGGACUCUGACAGAGUUCUUUGGAAGUAGCUGAAUUUCCAAUGUCUAAUCCACAUAGAUCGGAUCGUAGCAUGGUCUUCUUGUGACUGCUAGCACUGUUUUGUCAUUUUGCAUUUUAACCCUUUCAUCGCGCCUCCAGCCACUCUGCCUUAUGAUUUUACAGGAGACUGUGGUUCCUGCCACCGAUUAUGUCUCUUCUGAAGGUGUGAGACCCACAAGCACAACAGUCCUUUUCAUCUGUUGGAAACUUGAGCGCAUGUCUGCACGCUCCAUGGUGCUGCCCAGAGGCCCCCACAGGAGGCCAGACACUGGCCUGAGGAUGCUGCUCUCCUGGAGGACGCUCUUUGCAGAUAAUCAGAGUUGGGGCUUGGUUUGAUCAGAGCAGUGACAGAAAGCCUGCAUUCCAGAGGCAGUCUUGUGGCUGUAAAUGUUCAGUGUAUUUAUUUUGCAAGUAAGGACCUGUGAUUGUGAGCAGAUGGUCAUGUAUCUGAGUGUGUGGUGAAGCCCAUCCAGUUCCUCAGCGUCGUCGUCCUGUUAGCUCUUCACUCUUUGUGCGCUGUCUUUCUGUUUUGUUUAAAUUCUGGCCUCAGCACCAGAUUUGACUUGCAGAGCCCUUGGCCUUCCAGUGUUCCACUUACUAGGAGGCCGUGGCAGCUUCCAACAGCAACCCGACAGGGAGCGGCCCUCGCGGUGACUUUCUGUGGUUAGCAAGAGGCCUUUGCUCAGGUCCUGCUCUGUUCCUCUUCCCCUCUGAGUGUAGGUGGCUGGGUCCUGUAGUCCAGCUUCUCCAACUGCCUUUGAGGCUUAGCAUUCGUCUGGAAGGUGAGCUUAACUGAAGUUAGUGCUGAAGGCAGUGUGGCCCUCGUCUAGAGAAACUGUGAUCAUUCUGUCUUCUGCCUUCGUCUGUCUCUGUCCAACACUGCUGCUGUCCUGAGAAUGCUGACUGCAGAGCCAGUAGGCCAGCGCUGGCAAAGCUGAAAGAUUUUCCUACAUUUCCUCUGGACUUAAUUUACCAGUAGGGUGGAACACUGGAUGACCUGGUUCUUUGAUUUUGCAAUUUUACCGUUCAUAGGUGUCAAUCCUGAGCACAUGUCAAGAAACAUUUAAUUCACUGUCUUUAAUUCACCAUGUGGACGUUGCACUCUUGAGUUUGCCAUUCUGCUUAGCCAGGGUGAGGUUCCUGCCAAGGCCUAGCUGUGUGCAAACUCUUUCUGUAUGACAGACAGGGAUUUCUUGGCAUCUUCAGCACUGAUGGAUGGGACAGCACAGGGAGCCAUUGUCCCCUCCCCCAUCACUCUGCUGCUCCAAGGCCAGUCAUGAAUAAGCCAAAGGCUCCUGGAGCCUGUGAUGGUCCUGCAGCUGCCUCAGUCGGACCUCUUCUCAGCACAGUGAGACACUGUACACAGUGCACCUGCCUAGUGCCCUCGAAGGUUCCAGUAAAGUCAAGAAAAUGUACACAGUAACUAACCUUGUACAUGAUGGGUUUUUUUGGGAGGCUUAAGGAUGCUGGCAAGGAUGCAGGGAGGCAAACUUCCCACCUCCCUACAUGGGAUUGUAAACCUUGGGAACUCAUUUGUUCCCUCAUAGUAACACAUCUCAUUUUUAAAUUGGAGCUAAUAGGAUUUUGUACCCAGAAUUUAUUAUAUUGUUAAUACUUCUCUGAAAUACAUGGUAACAACUAGUAAGUGAGAGACACAGCAGACUGCACCAUGCGGAUUCUGGUAGCAACAACAUGCUGGGCGCAACUUCUCCAGUGGGCCUGGGAGGUUUGUCCAUUAGCUUCCCUGUGGUUAAGUAGAGCUGUUGGUGUAGAGCGGCUUGCCUUGAUCUGCUCGGCACCGCAAGAGAAGAUGGACGUAUUUUUAUAAUAUAAGCAUACUUUUUUUGUACAUUGUGUUCAUUCUUGAAUAAAGUGAGCUCACUGUUGGCUUGUAGAUAUUAAAAAGAAAGUAUUGAUUUUGAUUCAAUAAAUGUUUUCUUUUA
Mesocricetus auratus (golden hamster) is the source of this 3019-nucleotide messenger RNA. It is a transcript of the gene Cdc42se2, whose product is annotated as CDC42 small effector 2. The transcript has 7 exons. Lineage: Eukaryota; Metazoa; Chordata; Mammalia; Rodentia; Cricetidae. Bases 574 to 828 code for a protein of 84 amino acids. The record is from RefSeq and is a predicted model, not a curated record. Gene Ontology annotation, cellular component: plasma membrane. Gene Ontology annotation, molecular function: small GTPase binding. Gene Ontology annotation, biological process: regulation of Rho protein signal transduction.